AUUUCACAAGACCGUGUUGGAAAAUGGCAAAAAAUAUCAAGAUUCUGUCAUUUUUCCCAAUUUUACGGAGAUGCAUGUUCUUAUCACGUCCAAGUGUCAUUCGUAAUCAUGAAUGGCAAGCCAGGUGUUUAAGCUCAAAAUCACAGAAUCCAGCUUCUCUACUUGAUGAUGAUGAGAGACCACAGUUCCCUGGUUCAAGGUCAAAGUUUACGAACACUCUUUCAUUCAUUCAACCUGAGAUGUAUGAUGGUAUACCAGUAUACAGGGUAAUGAACAGGGAAGGAAAAUGCCUGAAUGAAGAUGAAAAUCCUAAUCUUGACAAAGACACGGUCAUGAAAAUGUAUGAAAAUAUGACACUGCUCAACACAAUGGACCGUAUAUUGUAUGAAUCUCAACGUCAGGGAAGAAUAUCUUUCUAUAUGACAAACUAUGGGGAAGAGGGGACCCAUAUCGGGUCUGCUGCGGGGCUGCAUCCGCAUGAUCUCGUAUUUGGGCAGUAUAGAGAAGCAGGAGUUUUGCUGUACAGAGGUUUUUCUCUCGAUGAAUUUAUGAACCAAGUUUAUAGUAAUAGCUUAGACUCUGCAAAGGGCAAACAAAUGCCUAUACAUUAUGGGUCGGUGGAGCACAGAUUUUAUACCAUAUCCUCUCCACUUGCAACGCAGAUGCCACAUGCAUCUGGGGCAGCAUAUGCAUUCAAGAGAGCUCAGAACGGGCAAUGUGUAAUCUGUUAUUUCGGGGAUGGAGCUGCAUCAGAGGGAGACGCACAUGCUGCAUUUAACUUUGCAGCAACCCUAGAGUGUCCAAUUAUAUUCUUCUGUAGAAACAAUGGCUAUGCAAUAUCUACUCCCACACAUGAACAAUACAGAGGUGACGGAAUAGCUGCUAGGGGUCCAGGCUAUGGUAUGGCUACAGUACGGGUAGAUGGAAAUGAUGUGUUUGCUGUAUAUAACUGUGUCAAGGCUGCCAGGGAGAUGUGUUUAAGAGAAAACAAACCAGUUCUAAUUGAGGCAAUGACAUACAGGAUUGGACACCACAGUACUUCAGAUGACAGUUCGGCAUACAGGUCUGUGGAUGAGGUCAGUUACUGGGACAAGCAGGACCACCCAAUAUCUCGGCUUAGAGGGUACAUGAAGAUCAAAGGAUGGUGGAAUGAGAAAAAAGAAAAGGAGUGGAUGAAGCAGUCAAGAAAAAUGGUUAUGGAGUCCUUUGGUAGAGCAGAGAAGGUCCUGAAACCCUCACCAUCUGAACUACUCACCGAUGUAUACGAUGAAAUGCCUGAACAUUUAAAACGCCAAAAUGAACAAUUAAAACGCCACUUGGAUCAAUAUGGAGAGCAUUAUAAUUUGGAUAUAUUUAAACCCAUCAAAUAGAUGCAGUGUUGAAAAAAAUACUACUGUUGAUCAAAAAUAAAUUAAUUUAUGUUGAAGUUUUUAUCACACUUGAAAAGUGCUACUACAAUAUUGUUGUCCUCUUGUGAUGAUGGACACUGGACAGUCAGACAAGUGCGUUGCAUAAUAAACUGUGUCAACUUGAUGGCAAGAAAACUGUUCAUCCGACUGACUUAAAAUCCUAGAGAUGCAAGAGCAGACUGUAGAGAAAAUCUAUAGUUCAUUAUGAUGCAAUACAUUCAGAAAUAUGCAAAGCAAGUCACAAACCUAUUUUAGCUACAAAAUAGGUUAUUUUAGUAAAUGAAUGAUUUCACAUUCUUCACCUACCAUUUGCAGUGCUUUCUUAGUUUAUAGAUUAAUUCAAGAACUAAAUACAAUUGCCAAAAUGUUUUAUAAGGAUCUUAAGUAUUCAAUGAUGAAAUGGCUAUUAUACGUAUAUACUGUAUUUAUUUUAUUUAUCAUAAAUGGCUUUCAGUCACAUACUGUUCUUAAAUAUUAAUAUUGAAAGUAUAGGUCCCAAUGGGGGAAGGAAUAAGAAAGAGUUUUCUUACUCACUUAACUAAAAGGGUAAAACAUACAUUCUCCACAAAAUGUUAAGAUAUUGCAGAAGAACAUAUAAAAUGUUUCACAAAUAAACUCUAUUGUUUUUCACUUACAGAACCCUAUUCCUAUUGACCCUCUGAAGGUUUUGUUUGUUUUUGUUUAGAAAUACUAGGCAGCUAAAGUGUAGACAGUGUACAUAGAUUGUAUUUGUAAGAACACAAUAUGUAUAUUAGUCAAAAUGAUGAGAUAACAUUGAAAUCAAUGCUUGUUAAGACAUUGUACAUUGUAUUGUUAAUGUACAUGUAUUGUUAAUGUACAUGUAUUGUUAAUGUACAUGUAUUCUCAUUGUGUGCAGUACUUGAGAAUAAAUUAAAUUAAGCAAGCUAAACCACAAUGUUUUGUCCCGCUGCAAAAAUACAAUACAUGUAUGUGCAUUUGGUAAUUCGCAAUGCCUUGUAGCGAGAACAAUCAAAGCUAAGAAGAGACCAGAUGAAAAAGAACUCAAAGCUCAUGACUCUACAUGAUGUCACCUUCUGUCAGUAUGUACCCAUCUUUUGCAGCUUUACUUUUCCAUCUAUCAUGAACUUAAAAUUAGCUGCCUCAGGCUGCAUCCAGAGACAUAUAUGCCUCUGCUGAAUUGCUUGUGCCAACAGCUCUUAAUAAUAGUACUCCCUCCAAUUGCUCUUGUUGUAAACAUACACAUUACAUUACAUACGUGUCAUAUAGCCCAGAGUCUUGUUACUUUCUCUGCAGAUGUUAACCUUUAUUUAUUCAAUAAGAUAAGCCUCCAAAGAUAAAAGUUU
Owenia fusiformis is the source of this 2734-nucleotide messenger RNA. The record is from the annotation of a GenBank genome assembly. Lineage: Eukaryota; Metazoa; Annelida; Polychaeta; Sabellida; Oweniidae.